Messenger RNA from Monopterus albus (swamp eel), 2371 nucleotides. RefSeq names its product tudor and KH domain containing (gene tdrkh). Gene Ontology annotation, biological process: piRNA processing; spermatogenesis; P granule organization. Gene Ontology annotation, molecular function: RNA binding. NCBI's taxonomy places the organism in Eukaryota, Metazoa, Chordata, Actinopteri, Synbranchiformes, Synbranchidae. The transcript has 13 exons. Gene Ontology annotation, cellular component: P granule. Bases 117 to 1892 code for a protein of 591 amino acids. The record is from RefSeq and is a predicted model, not a curated record.
CCGCCAUUAAACAACCGAAGAAGAAGAAGAGGAGUAGCGGGCUGCAGUAAACAGGGUUGGCUACAAAUAGAGCGAAGGUCUGUUUGUGGAGCAUCCCACUGGGUGCACGGCGUGUCAUGGACGCAGUCAAAGAGGGUCACCAGAGCACCCUGAGCUCGGGCAAAAUGGUGGCCUUGGCUGCAGGGCUUUCUCUCGGUGCUACAGUGGGCUACAUGGUCUAUCGCCACAUAAGCAGCAACAACAGUCAGGGACCCAACACUGAAGUGUCAAAGUUGACACUUCCAGUAGACGUUUAUAGGAACAUAAGAAGAUAUCAAGCCACCUUUAUGGAUAUCGUGACCCAGAAGUCUGGGGCUCUUGUAAGGGUUUCAUCCUAUUCAGGAGAGUCCAGAUGUAAGACAGAUGUGUGUUUCCUGCUGCAGGGCUCUAAGGAGCAAGUCUUGCUGGCCCGCUGCAUGCUGGAGAACCUGGUCGCAGACUGUGAACCGGUCACUGUGGAUUUGGAAGUUCCUCAGACUGCCUUUGGACGGAUAAUAGGCCGUGGAGGAGAAAGUGUAAAAUUGAUCUCCAGGACCACAGGGGCCAGAGUGGUUUGUUCCAAAGAGAAGAUGCAUGGUCCAGGUGCAAAGGGUACUAUUACAGUCACAGGGAGCAGACAGGAGGUGAAACAGGCCAAGGAGCUGAUUCUAGAAAAGGUUCGAGAGGACAUAAUGGUUAGGAAAAAGAUUUCUCAGUCAUCUGCCCUGCGCCAGAAACGUGGCCAUACUGCUGUAAAUGAGAAGCCUGAUAGCACAAAAACCGAAGAACCAGUGGGCUUAAACAACAAUGGCCCCUUCUCCCAGACAGAGAAAAAUGGGCUUGCUUAUGCCAAUGAAACCACAGGAGAACCAAAAGCUAUUUGUAACAAGAUGGAGGAGCUGAAAAUCAGCAGCAGAGACAACAAUGAAGAGGAGGAGGGCAGCAUCUCCACAAUCUCACUUUCUGAAGGUUCCAAGUUUGAACUUCCCAGUCCAGACCUGAGCUUCCAGCCAGAUGAACAUUUAGAGGUGUAUGUUUCUGCGUCAGAGAACCCAAACCAUUUCUGGAUCCAGAUCCUUGGGGUUCGCUCCCUCCAGCUGGACAAACUGACAGAAGAGAUGAACUGCUUCUACAGCAGUGGCGACCUGGCAGAGCAGCGGGUGGAGACCCUUGUGGUGGGAGAUAUUGUGGCAGCUCCAUACCAAGACCACGGCACAUGGAACAGGGCAAGGGUGCUGGGAGUCCUGGGAUCUGGACUGGUGGAACUUUACUAUGUUGACUUUGGAGACAAUGGGGAGCUGCCCAGAGACACCCUCUGUCGUAUCAGGAGUGAUUUCCUCAGUUUACCAUUCCAAGCUAUAGAGUGCAGCCUAUCAGGAGUGAAACCAAAAGGAGAGGCAUGGACUGAGGCAGCCCUGGAUGACUUUGAUUGCCUGACUUACUGUUCUUCCUGGAGGCCCCUGCAGGCCAAACUAUGCAGCUACUCUCAUUCAGAUACCUCCUCCUGGCCCAGUGUCAAACUCUAUGACAAUAGUGAGGGAGAGACUGUAGAUAUUGGUGAGGAGCUCAUACGACUGGGCCAUGCUGUCAGCUUCAAGGAAGUGGUGAAUGGAAAAACAGAGGGUGGCUGUCUGCGAAGGAUGCUGGAUGAUGUAAUGGGAACAACAUCAGAGCUAAGUCUAUCCUGUAUCAGUUUAUCAGGCCCUACUGAAAAGAUUCACAUUGCUGAGUCAUCAUCCACACUACCACACCACCAGUCAGCUAAUACUGAUGUCUCUGUGUCAACGCUGCAGCUCACAAGCUCACAAGCUCACAACUUCCUUCUCCCUCUUCUGCUUCCUGUUUGCCCUCAUGUAUUUGAAGUCAACCUGUGAUGUGAUGAGAUGGCAGGGGACAACACCCUAAGGGAUUGAAGUAGUGAUAAUGUGGACUAGUAGUAUACCAGUAGACCAAAUAUCCACUUGUGAUAUAACCACAGAGAACUUGACUUUCAUCAUACCUGAAACAUGGAGAGUGCGUGGUGGACAGCUGCAUCAGCUCAGUCUCCACAUCUGCCCAUGUCAACACAAGCUAGGACUCCAGUCAAAGUGAUGCAUAUGAUGACCAUAUUUGGCAAAAUGGAAAUGAAGAAGAUAAGGAGGUGAUGACAGAUUAGAGAACAAUGUGUUUUGAGUGAUAGCAGCUUCCUUAUUGAUAACAGUGACAGCACUGAUAAUAUUUAUAUGUGACUUAACUGAAUCUUGUGGAGAUGUAUUACAGUCCUUUCAAGAUUACCUGGAAACGGGGACCAAGAUCAACUGGAAAAAAAUAGACCAUCAAAACUACACAUACUCAGCAGAAGCAUCGACACCAC